AUGGACAUCCAUAUGCCCCUGUCUAUGCAUCCCUUCGCAUUCCUUGCUGUUUCAGCACUUGCAUACCUCAUUGGCGAUGCCAUAUAUCAACUGCAGUUCUCUCCGUUGUCCAAAUUUCCAGGCCCAAAGAUCGCAGCGGUGACCUAUUUGUAUGAGUUCUACUAUGACGCCAUCCUCAAGGGCCGAUAUAUCUUCAAAGUCAAGGAGCUGCAUAAAAAAUAUGGACCUAUUAUUCGCAUCAGCCCACGUGAAAUACACAUUGAUGAUCCGCACUUCUACAGCAUCCUAUACUCACAUAGCAAUCCCCGAGACAAGGAAUAUUAUUAUCUGAGGCCGUUUGACUUCCCUCUUUCUUCGUUUGGGACAGAAAGCCAUCAUCUUCAUCGCCUUAGAAGGGGUGCUAUGAACCCUUUUUUUGCAAGAAGUAAGGUUCUCCAGCAGGAGAGCCUAAUACAAGGCCUCGUGGAGAAACUCUGCAGCCGAAUCGAACAGUUUAGCGCCACAAGAAGCAUUGUUCCGCUGUCACUGGGCUAUACCUGUCUGACCACAGACUUGAUCACGACCUUCACCAUGGAUCGAUGCUAUGGCUACCUUGACGCUCCAGACUGGUAUCCUAAUUGGGGACAAGUCUUGAGAGAUGCGUCAGAAAUGUCUAUGGUUUCCAGGCAAUUGACUUGGAUACUGUCGGUAUUGAAAAUGCUUCCAAAAACCUUUACCAUGUCACUAAAUCCAGGUCUCAAGCUGUUCUAUACCCUUGCGGAACGAUGCAAGGAGCGGAUUGAUGAAGUCCGAUACGAACGCAUGGAGGAGCACAAAGGCCCCGGGGAGACAGUUGGACGCAAAAAGACAUUGUUUGACCAGAUAUAUGACUCCAGGCUUAGUAUUGAGGAGAAGAUGCCUGCAAGGCUAACUCAAGAGGUUCGUUCUAUCAUCGGGGCGGGGACGGAAACGACCUCUAACUGUCUCUCGGUUAUCUCCUACCAUCUUCUACUGAAUCCGGAGAGGCUCCAGAGACUCAAGGAGGAACUUCAGGAACUUGAACCAGACCCAACGGCCGAAAUAAAGCUAUGUCAACUAGAAAAACUUCCAUACUUGCUAAUCUCUCAGUCUUCGGUUGUUCUUGAAGGUUUAAGGCUGUCAUAUGGUGUCAGCACUCGCCUGCAACGGAAAUCUCGUGAGAUCAUGGAGUAUAAUGGAUACGUUAUUCCACCUGGUACACCAGUGGGGAUGUCAUCCGUCAUAGUUCACCAUAACGAAGACAUAUUCCCCGACUCACACAGCUUCAUCCCCGAGCGGUGGCUGGACCUUCAAAAACGAAAGUACCUUGAAAAGUACAUGGUAUCCUUCAGCUCUGGGUCAAGGAGAUGCCUUGGAAUGAACCUGGCAAGGGCAGAGAUAUUCAUUGCAACUAGUACCAUAUUCCGACGAUUUGACUUCGAGCUAUGCCACACCACGCGGGAUGAUAUCCAAAUCCAUCACGACUUGUUCAUUCCAAGGCCGAAGAACCUUAAGACCGUCGGCGUCCAGGCAAGAGUGAAGAGCAAGCCAGGAUAG
This is a messenger RNA of Microsporum canis CBS 113480, 1554 nucleotides long. Its product is annotated as trichodiene oxygenase. Gene Ontology annotation, molecular function: iron ion binding; monooxygenase activity; heme binding. Lineage: Eukaryota; Fungi; Ascomycota; Eurotiomycetes; Onygenales; Arthrodermataceae. The transcript has 6 exons. Bases 1 to 1554 code for a protein of 517 amino acids. The record is from RefSeq and is a predicted model, not a curated record.